UGGCUUAUCAGGCGAACCCGGAUGCACAGAGGAGGGUGGAGCAGUAGACAUUUGGCUUGAUAGUUGCAUUGUAAUAGUGCGUCAGUCAGGCAGAAGUGUUAAUAUAACGCAAUAUUAAUAUCAAUAUCACACAUAUCGACUACGAGACAAGAUGCUGUCUUAUGUCAUUGGUCUCAUUCGCGGUGGCUUUGAAAACAUCAUUGACCUGAUCAUGAGGCUUCUGGGUUUCAAGAGGAAACUUGCCAUUACCCUGGAGGAUCCCAAUGAGAAAUAUCCCCUGCGCCUCAUAGAUAAGGAGAUUAUUAGUCAUGAUACAAGAAAGUUUCGCUUUGCCCUGAAGUCUCCAGACCAUGUGUUGGGACUUCCUGUUGGUCAACACAUAUACCUGUCUGCUAGAAUAGAUGGUAAUGUGGUGGUGAGGCCCUACACUCCGGUGUCAAGUGAUGACGAUAAAGGUUUUGUGGACCUGGUGGUCAAGAUAUACUACAAAAACACUCAUCCAAAGUUUCCUGAAGGUGGAAAGAUGUCUCAGUACCUGGACAGUCUUCGCAUUGGUGACACAAUUGACUUCAGAGGGCCGAGUGGACUGCUGAUUUACAAAGGCCAAGGAGUAUUUGAAAUCAAACCUGAGAAGAAGUCACCCCCAGAGGUUAAGACUGCAAAACAUCUGGGAAUGAUUGCUGGAGGAACAGGUAUCACUCCCAUGCUGCAGAUCAUUCGGGCAAUAAUAAAGGAUCCAAAAGACAAGACCAUUUGUUACUUGCUCUUUGCUAACCAGUCAGAAAAAGACAUCCUACUGCGUACAGAGCUGGAGGAAAUAAAGGCCAAUUACUCAGACCGAUUCAAGCUGUGGUACACCCUUGACAAGGUUCCUGAAGGCUGGGAGUACAGCCAGGGGUUCAUCAAUGAGCAGAUGGUGCGGAACCACCUUCCUCCCCCUGCUGAAGACACGCUUAUCCUCAUGUGUGGUCCUCCACCCAUGAUCCAGUUUGCCUGCAACCCCAACCUGGACAAAGUGGGUCAUUCCCCCAGCAGGCGCUUUGUCUUCUAGGAAAAAAAAUGCGCAAAACCACACUAAUCCUGACACCUAGUCAAGCGGCUCCGGUGCUGAAAAAGCCUCGCCAGCAAAGCUUUCACCAUCAGCAUAGUGUCUCCAAGUACACGUGUGUUUCGAUAUGCAACUAUUAGCCCUUGCAAUUGUUUGCAUUUUGGUAUUUGCACUUAAGUAGACUUUAAGUCUGUAUGUGUUGUUUUGUCACGUUUAAUUCUUGAGUAUAGGAUUAAUGUAGAAAAAAAACUGCAACCAGAACAUUGAUGAAUUAUUUUACUUAUUCUGGCACAUACUUUGUGAUAUUUGUUAAAUAUGCCAAAAAUUGAAAUGCAUAAUUUUGAAGAGUAAGAUUUUUUUCUUUAAGUUUUCUGAAUUUGUCAUUUAAUGUGUGGGUUUUUAAAAAAAUCUUUUUUUUUUUUUUUUUUUUUUUUAAGUGCCUUAAUACCAAGCACCUUACUGUAGAACACAGUACAGUACAUUGGAUUUAAUGUGUUCAAAGUGACAUUGAAAAUAAAGAUCACUUUAAAAUAAUUAUUAAAAUAUUAAAAUUGUACAAGUGGCAUGGAAUGUCCUAGCAAAAGUUAUCAGUUAUUGCUAGCUUUAAUCAGUUCAAUAUAGUAGCUUGUUUUCAAUUAAAAGCUGUAUCUUUGUAUCAUUUAAACUGCUAAACUGCAGCAAUUGGAGAUCUACGCAGUAAUCCAGCAAAAAUUUUAAAGACGUCACCUGCUAUAACGAAGCUUGCGUUCUAUAUAGCGUCAUAUUGUACUGCCUUGAGUUUGACCAAUAAAGGAUUGCAUCUAUUAAUGAGAA
Messenger RNA from Pangasianodon hypophthalmus (striped catfish), 1861 nucleotides. Its product is annotated as NADH-cytochrome b5 reductase 3. Gene Ontology annotation, molecular function: FAD binding; oxidoreductase activity. The record is from RefSeq and is a predicted model, not a curated record. Lineage: Eukaryota; Metazoa; Chordata; Actinopteri; Siluriformes; Pangasiidae. Gene Ontology annotation, cellular component: mitochondrion. The transcript has 9 exons. The coding region runs from base 152 to 1051 and encodes 299 amino acids.